Molecule: messenger RNA, 3570 nt
Organism: Periconia digitata
Lineage: Eukaryota; Fungi; Ascomycota; Dothideomycetes; Pleosporales; Periconiaceae
Source: the annotation of a GenBank genome assembly
UCCAAGAGUCUAGAUGUAGCUGACUUUGGCCAUUGCUCAUGGAUGGUAUUGUGAUAUAUCGAGACGGGAUUCGACUGCUUCAUAGACAGACUCCAUGUAAGGGAUUGAGGGCUAACCCGUCGUCCUUCUGACGCUUGACUCGAAAACUCUGAACAUCUGAAGUCUGACAGACAGAUGAAUUCCUGCAGCGACCGAUUCCGCUGCCAAUCGGUGAAUCCUCGGAGCGUCGUCACCGCAGCGCGCGCUUCGAGGCUGAUUUGUGAAUUUCUCUCUCCAGCUUCACACUCACCACGCCCAUCAAGUCCAACCCCCCCGCGUCGUGUGCCCGUCGCCCGCUGUGUGCGCCCUGCAGUCUGCCCUGGAUAGUCAUAUAUCGCUCUCAACUACUGACUCCCUCGAAAUCCUCCCCGCUCUUCACCCCGCCAGCCAAUCCGACCAGUGAUCUUAGCACCGCCGCUCUAGAGAAUCAGACUACAGACUCCAGAGAACCAGACUCCCGACCACCAGCACGCCCAAAAGAAUCCUCUGUAUAUUUGAUCUGUGACUUUGACUAGUCAUGGCUGCUUCUACACAGUUGGCUUACCGCACCUCAAAGGGCAUCGGGAUUUUCAAUGCCGCCCCAGUUUACGAACCUCUUUCCGGCUUUACCAAGCCAGAAGGCAAUCUACGCUGCUGCUGCUACUCUCCCGACAGCAGGUAUUUUGCGUGGGCAUCCCCCGAACAGGUUUCGGUUGUUGAUGCGUCCCUCGGCCACGUCGUUACCACGCUUCCCACCCCUAACGUUUUCGAGCUCGGAUUCUCUCCGCUAGGCACCUAUAUUAUUACUUGGCAGCGCCCGACCAAAGAUGAGGACGGGAAUGCAACCAAAAACCUCAAGGUGUGGAACACUGUACCAGAAGCGGGUGUUGAGGAGCGGACCGUGGUGGGCGAAUAUGUACAGAAAUCUCAGACGGGCUGGAACCUCCAGUACACCUCGGAUGAGAAGUAUUGUGCUCGCGCCGUGACAAACGAGGUCCAAUUUUACCAGUCUGGCGACUUGAAGACGGUUUGGAACAAGUUGCGCGUCGAAGGUUUGACCGAUUUCGCGGUGUCGCCUGGCAAGAACCAUUCAGUUGCCGUUUUCAUCCCAGAGCGCAAGGGCAUGCCCGCCGCAGUCAAGGUCUUCCAGGUACCUCAGUUCAACUCCGCUGUCUCCCAGAAAACUUUCUACAAGGGGGACAAGGUCCAAUUGAAGUGGAACGAUCUGGGCACGAGCUUGAUUGUUCUCGCCCAAACGGACGUCGAUAAAACCAACAAGAGUUACUAUGGCGAGACGAACAUGUACAUUCUCAGCGCCAACGGUUCCUUCGACUCGCGCAUCCAGCUGGACAAGGAAGGCCCCAUCCAUGAUGUAACGUGGUCACCAAACUCGAAAGAGUUUGGUGUAGUGUACGGCUACAUGCCUGCCAAAACCACCAUCUUCAACGCCCGCGCUGUUCCGCAGCACAGCUUUGAUUUGGGCCCGCGCAACACGAUUCUAUUCUCACCACACGGUCGCUUCGUACUCGUUGCCGGCUUUGGAAAUUUGGCUGGCCACAUGGAUAUCUACGAUCUUGAAAGGAACUACACUAAAAUCUGUACUAUCCAAGGCUCCAACUGCACUCAUUGCGAGUGGAGUCCUGACGGUAAACACAUUCUUACUGCAACCACGAGUCCCCGCCUUCGUGUCGAUAACGGAAUCCGUAUCUGGCAUAUCAAGGGAAGUCUGAUGUAUCAUGAGGACAUGGAGGAACUGUACCAUGUUACAUGGUGUCCUCAAUCGACGUCCACCCACCCCUUGGACAAUCCCCUCACUCAGGUGCCAACACCACACCCUUCAGCAUCGGAGUAUAUGAGCAAGGUCAAGACACCCUCGAAACCGGCCGGUGCGUAUCGACCUCCGGGCGCUCGCGGCACUUCUACACCUCUCCUUUUCAAGCGCGAGGACGAGGGUGGCGCUGCCUACACCAACACGGGAGUUUCUUCCAGCAAUGCGACCUUUUCGAAUGGCUUUGGAAAGCAACGCCGUCGCGAGGUUCCCGGUGCUGAGCCCGCCGAUUCCCUUCCUCCAGGCGCUGCACCCGGUGGCGGUGUCAGCCUCACUGGCACGGGAGAGGGAGAGGGUGAACUUUCAAAGGCGGCCCUCAAGAACAAGAAGAAGAGAGAGGCAAAGAAAGCAAGAGAGGCUGCUGAGAAGGCUUCUGGACUGGCUGCGGACGGCAACUCUGGUGCAGGCAGUCGCAGCCCGGAGCGCCGUGACCAUAGCCGAAGCCAGCAGCGUAGCCGCAGUAAGAGUGCAGCUAACAACUACGGAGGCAGAAGCGCUAGCCAUCACCGAAACCACGGUAACAGUCCUCAUGGCCGCCACGGACACGAAGAGGGAAACCACCGCGCUCAGAUGAACCACAACAAUCACCACCGUGCCGGAUCUGGGAAUCAGCAACAGAGAAACAACCACUCUGGUCAGGGGCCCAUGCACAUUCAGAUUGAGAACCAAGGCCCUGUUGCACCCGAUCUGACAGUCACAAGUCCCGGUGGCGGCGGACCCAAUGAAAAGAAAGUCAGGAGCUUGUUGAAGAAGAUCCGCGCCAUUGACGACUUGAAGAUGAGACAGGCUGGCGGUGAAAAGCUCGAGGACACACAGAUCAAGAAGAUCACGACCGAGGAAUCGAUCCGCAAGGAGCUGUCAAGCCUUGGCUUCAGAGAGUAAUGAGACAGCCCGGAAAAAGAAAAAGUGGAGGCUUUGCUGCAUUACAAGGACCCGUGAUUCUUCAGCAUCUUCCGCGGGUUUUGGCCAAGUUUGAAUGCGAAUAUUCAUUUGCCAGGACUCUCGGGAAUCAUGCCUUGACAUGAUGGAAUCGGAUUUUGAUCGAAAAUCGAGAAAAAAGCUGUGUAUGACUUUUACUCGUUGUUUGGAUGAGUUGGAUCGAGCAAGCGUGAGUAGGCUACGGCGUUUUGGGGUGGCCUUAGUGUGUGUUGUGUUGGAAGUCAAAUAGCCAUUCACAACCAUAAAAAAAAUUCUUAAUCGAGUGUGCUUCUGUUCAACCUAUUUCUGCUUUUCCCCAUGAACAGGAUCGCCGUGCGUUCUCUGUGAUUCAUCCGGAUGGCGUGAGAUCGUAGCGUCAGUGUGCGAUGUAUACAUAAGUAUCGUUGCCAUUCAAAAAGCAAUAAGAAGGAGCUGUCGCAUACUUGAGAUAAAAAGGUCGUCUAAAUAUAAUUCAACGCACUGUAGCUACUACUCAGAGAGUGCUUGUACGGUCUUGUAUUCGCAGCAUCCCCACGUCGUUCUUGUUGUAAUAGCUCAUCACUCAUGCGACCUAAAUCGUUUGCUCUCUUGCGUUCGCCUUGAGCAUUGAUGGAUGGGCUGUCAAGUUGCGUAUACCGCCCGGUUCGCAUGUCAUAUGCCGGCCAAAUGAAGACAAUAUCACCGCUGCCAUCCUCAGCACUUUCCUUUGCGUCAUUAUGCCUGACUGACUGUUUUAGUCCUUGAUUGUGGCUUUGGAGACUUUGUUCUUGACUUUGCUCUUGAAGAUCGCCAUAAUGCACCGUCAU